UUUCCGGUGGAGCCGCCGCCGAGCCGCUACCGCAGAGUAGAGCGGGGCUGGGAGGGAAGCGCCCGGACAGCUCAGCCAGCCGCAGCCUCGCACCCGCUGUCCCGCGUCCGCCGCCGCCCGUGCCCAGACAGCCAUGGCCUCCGGCAGCACCGCCAGCGAUGAGGAGCGCAGCCUCCGCGAGUGCGAGCUCUACGUCCAGAAGCACAACAUCCAGGCGCUGCUCAAGGAUUCCAUCGUGCAGUUGUGCACUGCCCGGCCCGAGCGACCCAUGGCAUUCCUCAGGGAAUACUUCGAGAGGCUGGAGAAGGAGGAGGCAAAACAGAUUCAGAAUCUGCAGAAGGCGAGCGCCCGUGCAGAUUCGAGGGAGGAUGAGAUCUCUCCUCCCCCACCCAACCCAGUGGUUAAGGGCCGGAGGCGACGAGGUGCCAUCAGUGCUGAAGUCUACACGGAGGAAGAUGCUGCAUCGUACGUUAGAAAGGUUAUACCAAAAGAUUAUAAGACAAUGGCUGCUUUAGCCAAAGCCAUUGAAAAGAAUGUGCUCUUUUCACAUCUUGAUGACAAUGAGAGAAGUGAUAUUUUCGAUGCCAUGUUUCCGGUUUCCUUUAUUGCCGGAGAGACCGUGAUUCAGCAAGGUGAUGAAGGGGAUAACUUCUAUGUGAUUGAUCAAGGAGAGAUGGAUGUCUAUGUCAACAACGAAUGGGCAACCAGCGUUGGGGAAGGAGGCAGCUUUGGGGAACUCGCUUUGAUCUAUGGAACGCCUAGAGCCGCCACUGUCAAAGCAAAGACGAAUGUGAAACUGUGGGGUAUCGACCGGGACAGCUACAGAAGAAUCCUCAUGGGAAGCACGCUGAGAAAGCGGAAGAUGUAUGAGGAGUUUCUUAGUAAAGUAUCUAUUUUAGAAUCUCUGGACAAGUGGGAACGUCUCACAGUCGCUGAUGCGUUGGAACCUGUUCAGUUUGAGGAUGGGCAGAAGAUUGUGGUGCAAGGCGAACCAGGGGACGAGUUCUUCAUUAUUUUAGAGGGCUCAGCUGCUGUGCUACAACGUCGGUCAGAAAACGAAGAGUUUGUCGAAGUGGGAAGAUUGGGGCCUUCUGACUAUUUCGGUGAGAUCGCGCUCCUGAUGAACCGUCCUCGCGCCGCCACGGUGGUCGCUCGCGGCCCUUUGAAGUGCGUGAAGCUGGACCGACCCAGAUUUGAGCGCGUCCUCGGCCCGUGCUCAGAUAUCCUCAAGCGAAACAUCCAGCAGUACAACAGUUUUGUGUCGCUGUCUGUCUGAGACCCGCCUCCCGUGCCUCCCUGUCGUCCUGUCCCCGGUCCGUGCCUCCCUCGCGCAGACGGCUUUCCCCCCUCCUGGCAGCACGGCGGCUUUUCGUCUGUUCGUAUUCAAAGUCGCUUCUAUCGCACCGUUUUUCAUGUGGAGCGUUGACCGGAUGCCCCGACGCAGUUAAAUAAACAG
This is a messenger RNA of Puma concolor (puma), 1456 nucleotides long. It is a transcript of the gene PRKAR1A, whose product is annotated as protein kinase cAMP-dependent type I regulatory subunit alpha. Gene Ontology annotation, biological process: negative regulation of cAMP-dependent protein kinase activity. The record is from RefSeq and is a predicted model, not a curated record. Lineage: Eukaryota; Metazoa; Chordata; Mammalia; Carnivora; Felidae. Gene Ontology annotation, molecular function: cAMP binding; cAMP-dependent protein kinase inhibitor activity; protein kinase A catalytic subunit binding. Gene Ontology annotation, cellular component: cAMP-dependent protein kinase complex; cytosol.